UCGCCGGUCAACGUAGUCGUCUGGAGAGAACGGACACUGCGUAGUGCCGGUAUAAUUCAGUGUCUCAGUAAAAUACUGAAAUCCUGAUUGUAAAGCGAUAAUAAUUUGCAAGAAUUGUUUUAUUAAGUGUGGACAGUACUAAGUGUUGUAACCAAACACAGUUUCUAAAAUUUUUUGAAGUUAUUUUAAGGUAUGGAGUGGGAAGGGCCGGCCAAGCAAGGCUUGUACGACCCUCAGAACGAGCACGAGGCCUGCGGAGUCGGUUUUGUUGUUGCUAUCGACGGGAAACGCAGUCAUAAAAUCGUCCGCGAUGCCGAAGUGCUGUCAAACCGCAUGGAGCACCGCGGCGCGUGCGCAUGCGACAACGACACCGGCGACGGCGCAGGCGUGUUGACCGCCAUCCCGCAUCAAUUCUACUGCGCUCAGCUCAGAGAUACUCACCAAAUCGACUUACCGCCUUUCGGCCGCUACGCCACUGGCAUUUUCUUCCUGGACAAGCUCCAUCACCAGGACAUUGAGAAGAAGUUCCAAGAGCUGGCAGAAAACCUUAAUCUUCGUGUGAUAUGCUGGAGGACUGUACCGACCAACAACGCUUCUAUUGGUCAAGUGGCUCGUAACUCGGAGCCAUUUAUGCGUCAAGUGUUUGUAACCGGAGAUUUCGAAGACGUCGAACUAUCCAGACAGGUGUUCGUGUUGAGGAAGCGCGCGUCCCACGAGCUGGUCGUGCCCGGGGCGAGGUUCUACAUUUGCAGCCUGUCGCUGAAGACCGUAGUUUACAAGGGACUGUUGACUUCUAAUCAGCUAUGGGAAUACUUCAAAGACCUGAGCAACCCAGCGUUCACCACGUAUCUAGCAUUGGUACAUACCCGGUUCUCCACCAACACCUUCCCCAGUUGGGAAAGAGCACAUCCUUUGAGAGUGCUUGCCCACAAUGGCGAAAUAAAUACGUUACGAGGUAACGUCAACCUGAUGAAGGCUCGCGAGGGAGUCAUGAAGAGCGAACUAUUUGGAGAUGAUUUGAAGAAACUGUAUCCCGUUGUGGAGCCUAACUUGUCUGACUCUGGUUCCGCCGACUGCGUACUGGAGUUCCUACUCCACUGCGGCCAGAGGUCGCUGCCCGAGGCCGUGAUGACGAUGGUGCCUGAGGCCUGGCAGAAUGACCCCACCAUGCCUAAAGAAAAGCGAGACUAUUACCAGUGGGCAUCAUCCGCUAUGGAGCCAUGGGACGGACCAGCUUUGGUGUCAUUUACUGAUGGACGAUACAUCGGUGCAAUUCUAGACAGAAACGGCCUACGCCCGUCUCGCUUCUACGUGACGAGCGAGAACGUACUCGUGAUGGCGUCCGAGGUCGGCGUUUACGAUGUCGACCCAGCGAAAGUCAUACAUAAGAGCCGAUUGAAGCCCGGCCGUAUGUUGCUAGUGGAUACUGAGGACAAGAAGAUAAUUCAAGACGUUGAGCUCAAAAUGCAUAUCGCACAAAGCCGACCCCACUCAGAUUGGCUGAAAGAGCAGAUAACAAUGGAAGAUAUACACAAGUCUGUAGCUGAUGAGAAGCCCAGUUUGAAUGGGGUACAAAAUGGCGCCAUUACCGGACUGUCGGAUAAAAGGCUCGCGUUGUUCGGAUAUACCAUAGAGUCGAUCAAUAUGCUGUUGUUGCCGAUGAUACAGAACAAAAAAGAAGCGUUGGGCAGUAUGGGCAACGACGCCCCGCUUGCCUGCCUGUCGCAGUUCCAGCCGCUGCCGUACGAGUACUUCAAGCAGCUGUUUGCUCAAGUCACCAACCCCCCCAUUGAUCCCUUCAGGGAGCGCAUAGUGAUGUCGAUGCUGUGCCCCAUCGGCCCCGCGCCCAACAUCCUGCAGCCGAGCGCACAGUUUGUGCACAGAUUGUUUCUCAAGCAACCAAUCCUGUCGCUGCCCGAUCUUGAUGCUUUGAAGAGGACCAACCAUAGAGGAUGGAAGACGCUCGUGCUGGACUGCACGUUCGAGCACGCGGCCGGCCCGGCGGGGCUGGAGGCGGCGCUGGCGCGCGUGGCGCGCGAGGCGCAGGCGGCGGCGGCGCGCGGCGUGCAGCUGCUCGUGGUGUCGGACCGCGCCGCCGGGCCCGCGCGCGUGCCCGUCAGCUCGCUGCUGGCGCUCGGUGCCGUACAUCACCAUUUGAUCGAGACCCGUCAGAGAAUGAAAGUGGGCAUCAUUGUGGAAACUGCUGAGGCGAGGGAGGUCCACCAUAUGUGCGUCCUUCUCGGGUACGGCGCCGACGCAAUCUGCCCCUACCUAGCCUUCGAGCUAGCGUUUGCCCUUCGCAACGACAAUUUAGUCGAUCCUACCCUCACUGAUGAGGACAUCUAUCUAGCCUACCAGAAGGCCAUCGAAACCGGUCUAGCCAAGGUUAUGGCCAAAAUGGGCAUUAGCACAUUACAGUCUUACAAGAGCGCCCAGAUAUUCGAAGCUGUGGGGCUGAAUGAAGAAGUUAUUGACAAGUGCUUUAGAGGGACUCAAUCCAGGAUUGGUGGUGUCAAUUUUGAAAUCCUCUCAAAGGAAACAUUCGACAGACAUUCAUUGACUUACGGCAAUGCUUCUGACGCUCUUGUAUUGAGAAACCCGGGACAAUACCACUGGCGCGCGGGUGGCGAGAAACACAUCAACGAUCCGAUGUCCAUCGCUAAUCUACAGGAAGCGGCCGUCAACAAGAGUAACUCGGCGUAUGACAAGUUCAGGGAGAGUUCCUUAGAAUCGAUCCGCGCUUGCACUCUUCGCGGACAACUGGAGUUAGUGAAGCUGGACGAACCCAUUCCUCUAAGCGAGGUCGAACCAGCCUCCGAGAUCGUCAAGCGGUUCGCUACAGGUGCCAUGUCAUUCGGAUCUAUAUCCUUGGAAGCGCAUACGUCGCUAGCCAUCGCCAUGAACCGUAUCGGGGGCAAGUCCAACACUGGCGAAGGAGGAGAGAAUGCGGACAGAUACCUCAAUCAGGACCCGGAAUUUAACAAACGUUCAGCCAUCAAGCAAGUGGCUUCUGGUCGUUUCGGUGUCACCGCUUCUUAUUUGGCGCAUGCGGACGAUCUGCAGAUCAAGAUGGCGCAGGGGGCCAAACCGGGAGAGGGGGGAGAAUUGCCUGGUUACAAAGUGACAGAAGACAUCGCCAAAACCCGUUGCUCCGUUCCCGGAGUGGGUCUCAUCUCUCCUCCGCCUCAUCACGAUAUCUACUCUAUUGAAGAUUUGGCGGAACUUAUCUACGAUCUGAAGUGCGCCAACCCUAAUGCAAGGAUCUCGGUCAAACUCGUGUCUGAAGUGGGCGUUGGGGUCGUGGCUUCCGGAGUUGCUAAGGGCAAAGCGGAACACAUCGUGAUCUCGGGCCACGACGGCGGCACCGGCGCCAGCAGCUGGACCGGCAUCAAGAGCGCGGGGCUGCCGUGGGAGCUGGGCGUGGCCGAGACGCACCAGGUGCUCGUGCUCAACGACCUGCGCUCCAGGGUGGUCGUGCAAGCCGACGGUCAAAUUAGGACUGGUUUCGACGUGAUGGUGGCCGCUUUACUCGGCGCUGACGAAUUUGGGUUUAGCACAGCGCCCUUGAUCGCUCUGGGUUGUACAAUGAUGCGUAAAUGUCACCUCAACACGUGCCCGGUGGGCAUCGCCACACAGGACCCGGUGCUGCGCAAGAAGUUCGCGGGCAAGCCCGAACAUGUCAUCAACUACUUGUUCAUGCUGGCUGAGGAGAUCCGCCAGCACAUGGCCGACGUGGGCGUCCGCCGUUUCCAAGACCUGAUCGGGAGAACCGACCUGCUGAAGGUCCGAGAAAACAACGAGAACCAAAAAGCCAGGAUGCUGAACCUUAGCCUUAUUCUCAAGAAUGCACUGCACAUGAGACCUGGCGUCAAUAUCGUUGGUGGUUCCAAAUCGCAGGACUUCCAACUCGAGAAACGCCUGGACAAUCAGCUCAUAGAGAAAUGCGCCGCCAUCUUGGAAGGCUCUGAGAAACACGUGGAUAUCAGCAUGCGAAUCACCAACGAAGAUCGUGCGUUCACCUCCACACUCUCCUACCACAUUGCUAUGAAAUACGGCGACGAUGGUCUACCAGACGACAGUUCCAUCGCCAUCAGCCUGACGGGGUCGGCAGGCCAGAGUUUCUGCGCAUUCUUAUCCAAAGGUGUGACAGUCACGCUAGAGGGAGACGCUAAUGACUAUGUCGGCAAGUGUCUAUCAGGCGGCACUGUCAUCAUCUACCCUCCAAAAACGUCGCCGUUCGAGUCCCAUCUCAACGUGAUCGUCGGCAAUGUCUGUUUGUACGGCGCUACUUCCGGAAGGGCUUACUUUAGGGGAAUAGCAUCGGAAAGAUUCUGCGUCCGCAACUCCGGUUGCGUGGCCGUCGCCGAGGGCGUGGGCGACCACGGCUGCGAGUACAUGACGGCGGGCACCGUGCUCAUACUGGGGCUCACCGGCAGGAACUUCGCGGCCGGCAUGAGCGGCGGUAUAGCGUACGUGUACGACGUGGACGGGUCGUUCAAACAAGGCAAAUGCAACACGGAGAUGGUGGAGUUGCUGCCGCUCGAGCUGCAACACGAUCUGGACGAGGUGAAGAAGCUUCUAGAAGAAUUCGUGCAGUUGACUGGAUCUAUAAUAGCUGAAGACCUCCUCAAGACAUGGCCGGCCCCGGCCAAAAUGUUCGUCAAAGUUUUCCCUUACGAAUACCAGAGGGCUUUGAAACAGAUGGCGCUGAAGCAGAAGACUCCUGCGCAACACAAAGUUGAAGCUAACGGCAAUGCGGAGAAUGGCGUCUUGGAUAUUGAGGAAACAGUUCGAGAUUCGGAACUGGAGAAAAAAUUGGAUAAAUCUAGGGGAUUCAUCAAAUACCCCCGAGAAACUUCCAUGUAUCGGCCGGCUGAGAAGAGACUGCGAGACUGGGACGAGAUAUACAACAGUCAGCAUGUGCGACGAACACUAAGAGUGCAGGCGGCCCGCUGCAUGGAGUGCGGCGUGCCGUUCUGCCAGAGCGGGCACGGCUGCCCGCUCGGGAACAUCAUCCCCAAGUGGAACGACCUGGUGUACCGCGGCGACUGGCGGCAGGCGCUGGAGCAGCUGCUGCAGACCAACAACUUCCCCGAGUUCACGGGUCGCGUUUGCCCGGCGCCGUGCGAGGGCGCGUGCGUGUUGGGAAUCUCCGAACCGGCCGUCACCAUCAAGAACAUCGAGUGCGCCAUCAUCGACCACGCCUUCGACAGCGGCUGGAUACAGCCGGAGAUACCUGAACACCGCAACGGCAUGACUGUAGCUGUAGUCGGUUCAGGGCCCGCCGGCUUGGCCUGUGCCCAUCAACUCAAUAAGGCCGGCUACACAGUAACAGUAUUCGAACGUAACGACCGUCCAGGCGGUCUACUGCAGUAUGGAAUUCCCACUAUGAAGUUGAGCAAGGAAGUGGUGGCCAGGCGGGUUAAACUGAUGACCGCCGAAGGAAUCAGCUUCAAGUGCAGUGUGGACGUUGGCAAGGAUAUAUCGUGCUUGGAACUGGCUAGCGAGUAUAACGCGAUAGUCCUCUGCAUGGGGGCAACGUGGCCCCGAGACCUCCCGCUGAAAGGCCGGCAACUCAACGGCAUCCACUUCGCGAUGGAGUUCCUCGAGUCCUGGCAGAAGAAGCAGAUGGGCUCCGCUCACCCCAUGAAGGAGAACCCUGAGCUCAGCGCCAAGGACAAGAACGUGCUCAUCAUUGGUGGAGGUGACACUGGCUGUGACUGCAUCGCCACAUCGCUAAGGCAGGGCGCGAAGUCGAUCACGACCUUCGAGAUCCUGCCCGAACCCAAGAAGACCAGGGGCCAGGACAAUCCCUGGCCGCAGUGGCCAAGGGUCUUCAGGGUUGAUUAUGGUCACGAGGAGGUCAAAGUGAAGUUUGGAAAUGAUCCGAGGAAAUUCUCAACACUGACUAAGGAAUUCUUGGAUGACGGUGAAGGGAACGUGUGCGGAGUGUCGGCCGUGGAGGUGGAGUGGGCGCGCGGCGCGGGCGGCCGCUGGGAGAUGCGCGAGCUGGCGGGCAGCGAGCGCGUGUUCCGCGCAGAGCUGGUGCUGCUGGCCAUGGGCUUCCUGGGGCCAGAGAGAUACGUCGCCAACCAACUGGACUUGCCGCUGGACGCGCGCAGCAACAUCGAGACGUCUAAAUCUGAUAUUUACAAAACGCCCUUCAACAAUGUCUUCGCUGCUGGAGACUGCAGACGCGGCCAAUCACUAGUCGUCUGGGCCAUUUCCGAAGGGCGGCAGGCGGCCCGCGCCGUUGACAUUUUCCUGUCUGGGAAAUCCUUACUUCCCGGCCCAGGAGGAGUCAUCUACGCAAAUUGAACGAACCUCCUAUUGGGACAUAGUCUACUGUUUUAAUUUAAAUAGGUUCUAUAUUCGAAAAAUCACCAUAGUCUGUAAAAUACAGCAUAGCUUGAUCUCUGUGAAAGAUGUUGAGUGCGUGCAUUUUUUUUUUCGCACCUACGACAAAGUUAUCGUUUCGUCCUGCUGUCACAGAGAUCAAGCUAUAUUUCACAGAUUAUAAUAAACAUUCUUUCGUAUAAAUUGUUUUCUUAGUGGACAGUUUAAAAAAUAACUUGUUUAUAGUCAUUUUGCACAACUAAUAUUACAGGAUCAUAUUUCUUUUUUCUGGAAAUCUUAUGGUAAUAAUUACUAAAGGUCUACGAAUUCAUUUGUACAUUGAACCUUUCGGAAUCGAUACGAGAAGUCCUUUGUUGCAUAUUUUACCUGAAAUUAUCAAUUAAAACCCAAACAAUAAUUAUCAUUAGGCUUGUUUAGAAGUACGUAAAGUUUUUUCAGAUUACGGUAACCAUUUUCCUAUAGGCGGGCCAUAAGUCUGCAUACUUAGUCGUAAAUGAGAAAAAAAAUUGUAGUUUAUUAUUCAAUUUAAACACAAGCAGAAUAUUCAAUCAAAUUUACGUCUCUUUGAUAGGUGUAGUCGCAAUUUUGCACAAGCCAAACGGUAGUUAGUGUCUUUUGACCGCCAGAUGGCGACAGUGUCAAACUUAAUUAUAUUUCUAGAACAAUUUACACUUUAAAAAUGAAAAGAUAUUAUAAAACCUUUCGCACAUUUAUUAAAAGAAAACAACGAAGCAAUAUUUUAGCAGAAUUAUAAACAAUAUAAAAUAAAUUAUAAUAUCAUACUGUUUCAUCUGGCGGCCAUAAAAUUUUCGCCAAAAUGUAGCCAAGUUUUCAAGUUUCUAUGAAUUAUUCACUGUUUACAUUGUUUUAUAAAUACGUACAAAGUCCGUAUACCUUUCACGUAAAUAAUUUUAAUCGAUUUUAGAUGGUGAUAUAGAUUGCAAAUAAAUAAUGUAAACCUCUUUAUGUAGUAUAGGAGUUUAAAAUCCAAUUUCAUACGUAAACAAUAACGUAAAAAUUAGUUACAAAAAUGUUUUUCCAAGUUUUCGAGUAUUGUUUUUUUAAAGCCUUGAUUUACUUAAGAUCUGUUUGAUAAUAAUAUAUUUUGUGAAAACAUUCCGUUUUAUAAACAUUUUCCGAGCGUCAGAUUCUUUUUAUUCAAAUCUUGUAAGUCAAGUGCUAAGAUUUUGUUAUAAAAUAAAUGUCUUAAUAAAUAUAAAAUAAAUAUAAUAACCGUUUGAUACAUUUUUGUCAAUUGUAAUAAUAAUUACAUUCUUAUUCAUUAUUAGUAGCUUUUGUUGGUUUUAUCUAUGCGCUUGCGCGGUCAUAGCCCUUUAUGUAUGUUGUCAAAUAAUGUUUCAUGUCAAAUGGUAUUACUGUUUAACACAGUCUUUUAAAAUGAUUCGUACUAUGAAGAGAACGCUUUUCAAACUGAACAUAUCACGACCGAAUGAUCUUGGUUGUAUAAGUGAUCUCUGAAUGUGUCAUAUUAACGUGUCGAUAAAUUGUUGAAUAUUAAUGUUUCAUUGUUAUUACUAUGGUUGAUGUAGUUAUUUGUGAAAUAGUAUUUGAUGUAAUCGUACAGUACUUGUUAAAUAUUAUAACCUCAAGUAUGUUGUGUACGAAAUUCAUGCUAAUUAUGUUUUUAACGUGUAUGUCUUUUUAAUAAGUUUUUAUGGUUUAUAAUAUAUAACUUUAAUUUAAAAAAGUUUGGUUCUCAUUAAUGACGUAUUUCAUCGAUUUUUUUAAUUUAAGUAUUUUGACCUCCACGCAAAAGAUAAAGAGGUGUGAGGAUUGCGCACAUCCAUAAUGCUAUCUUAGUGGAAAUUUUAUUAUAGUUUUUCAUUUUCCGAAACACCUGUUUAACGUAAAACCUGUGAUUUAUUUCGAUUAAUGAGAUUAAUAUUCGAUUACAAAGGUUAUUACCAAUUAUAAGCGUUCCUAUGUAUUAUUUAUUUUGUUUUAAUUAUUUUGUGUAUUUAUUCGUUAUUUGGACUUUAAGUUGAAAAGUUCAUUCUUCAAAUUAAAUUUUACUUCAUUGAAAAGACUUCAAACACACAUUUGAAAAAGUCUAAAUAAAUGAUUUAUUGUUUUAUGUUUUGAUAAUUUGUUGGAAUCUUUAAAUAUAAGUGUUAAGUGUAAAAUUAUCUAUGCGGUAUCAAAAUAUAAAGAAAUACACAUAUAGAUGUGAUAUAUGUUACUAUCCCGAAUAAACAUUUCAUUAUUUCUUUCAAUAUGCAGUGAUUAUUUCGAUUUAUUAUACAUUCUAAAAAAUUUUAGCCACCUGCAAUUCACUUUUGGUCGAAAAUAAAUUCGUUAUUGGACUAAAUGUUAGUAGAGUCAUUACUACUGUAAAAUGCUUAAAUUACUGAAAGUUGAUAUAGCAAAGCUACUUCAAAUGUGAAACUGGGAAAUAAGAUAACGAUAACUCUAAAUUUGUUUUUAAUUCAUGUAAGAAUUAUUUAAGACAGUACAACUAUCCCAUUCUAUGUGUCAUUGACACCUAUAGAGAUAAUUACAUGUGUAUGUAGCUUAUGUUAAUUCAAUGCUGGGUUAACAUUUAUCUUGACGUCAAUUUCUACAUUAGCUUCUUCUAGGUCUUGCGAUAUAUAACAUAUGUUAUGUUAUAUAUCGCAAGACCUAUAAAGUAAAAAAAGAUCAGUUACAACAUUUGUAAAAGUUAAAGCUUAUUUAGAAGUUGGUACUCAGUAUACCUACAUUCUUUUGAAGUCGCUGUAUUUUGAAAUUACCAAGGUAUGCCACAGUAGAAUGCUGAUUUAGAAUAGUUGUGUACUGUAAUUAUUGAACUGUGGCCAUUUCAAUAUAAAAGUAUCAUUGACAAUAAUUAAAUGUUUAUUCCUAGCUGAAUCCUGUAUCGAAUAUUAUUGAUGAAAUAAAUAUUUCAGCACGUAUAA
Messenger RNA from Amyelois transitella, 9272 nucleotides. RefSeq lists its product as uncharacterized. NCBI's taxonomy places the organism in Eukaryota, Metazoa, Arthropoda, Insecta, Lepidoptera, Pyralidae. The coding region runs from base 193 to 6318 and encodes 2041 amino acids. Gene Ontology annotation, molecular function: FMN binding; iron ion binding; glutamate synthase (NADH) activity. The record is from RefSeq and is a predicted model, not a curated record. The transcript has 45 exons.